UUUUCAUUCCUAGUGUGUUGUCUUAACAGCUUGUUCAUACUCAGUAGCAGACUGCUCAUAUCUCACUGUUGCUAGGCAACUGAGAAACAUGACUGCCGCUCACGGAAGCCAAUUAGCGACUGGGACUAAAUGUAGCUAGCAGCGCAAAACAAAGGCAGAGAAAAACUAAAUAAAAACUACAAAGGAUAUCCUAUGAUGUAUUUCCCCCAGCUGUGUUGGAGAAUUACUAAAAAAGACUAAGGUGCGAUUAAAAAUAACACUAAUUCGCUACAAGGAGCACUGGCUGCUAACACGCCGCCAUGUUGACUACGUCAUUGUUGCGUCACGACUGAGCUAUGGAGGGGGCGGAGAUCUCGACUUCCGUAAUGGUGAAUACAACGAAAAUGGGGAGUCUUGCAAAAUAAUUAAUAUAAAUACGUUGUGUAAUUUAAUAUAAUAUUACAUAGUAGUAUUAUAGUACAUAAUACAUACGUAAUAUAGUACUCUUAGUAUUAUCGUAAAAAUUUUACGGAAAAAUCAUACGGAAAUGACGUAAGGUUUCCAUAACAACAACACGCAGCUCAGUUCCAGAGAGACGCACAGGGAGAGGCGGUGUGGAUGUGAGGAUUGUGAGGAUUGUGAGCGUUUAUUGAACUUUUAUCACCAGAGAAGGAGCUCAGCGAUGCUGGAGGCCAUUAAAGUUACUGGACCUGCAUAUUGCCUGUGCAAACAAUCAUACUCGGACAGAAACACCUCCAAUUCUCAUUGCUCUCAUUAGACGCUCACCGCUGUUGUGAUUCGAUGCCUCGGGUGCCUCGAGUCCUUUCGCUGCCUGUGUACUUCCCAGUGUCCAAAAGAAUCAGGAUCAUUUUAACGAAGCGUGGCACGGUGCAUCCUCAGAGCUCGCCCGCUCCAGCCACCGAGUUACGAGGAGGAUGCAGAGGUUCGGUUUCCAGGAAAAUGGGACACAAAUAGCAGGAGAGAGACAAUACAAGACUGAGCAUCUCCACUGGGCUGAAAAAGACAGGGCUAAGAAGUGUGUACUGAGUGUCAUGGAGAAGCCUGUGAGCCCAAGCCAGGUGUAUGUGGAACACUGGUCCUCCAGUUCCCUAAAGAUCCCGUUCUCCAGCAGCCUAGUCUUCCCCCAGAAAGAGGAGGACAAAGAAGGGAAGAGGCUCAAGCGCUCCCGCUACAGACAGUUUAAAAGAGCACAGCGCAUCGUCUCCACAUCUGCACACCGAGACGUGAGACCUCUCUUGCUGAUCAGAUCGGGAAAUCAGAGCUAUGGAGACAUCAGCCAAUCGCAGCUCUUGCAUUAUUCCUGGCCAGCGAACAAUAUAACCAUCCUUGGCAGUCAUGUCGACCUGUCUCCUCGUAAUGGUAGCCAGCUGAAUAGAGCUUCUCAACCUCGAGUAAGACUCCCUCAGCUGGCUAAAAGCAGUAGCGACGGAGAGAACUCCAUGAAGAAGCUGUGCAUCCUCACUGCCAUUAAACCAUCCAAUGUGGAAAGUGAGAAGGCCAAGUUCUUCAAGUCAGACUUCAGGUAUAACCCGCAGUUUGAGUACAGCAACCCCGCGUCACCGCAGGUUCUGGAAAAAUACAGCAAAGCCUCUGACUGCUUCCUCACACAGGCAGUGCGCAUCAUGGAGCUGGCUCUGUACAAGUACGGAAGUUACGAGAAGUUUGAGCAGGCCACCGGAGGAAGCUUGCUGAGCAGGGGCCGAAUCCGGGCCCACACUAAGAAGUACAUGGAGAAGGAAGGCUGCGUGGGAGAGAUAGUGGUGCACCUGACCGAUGACCUGCUCUCCAGAGCCUCCAUGACCGUGGUGAACGGCAGACCGACUCUCACCAUCAACGUCUCCACGGCCAGGGAGCAGUGGCUCGAGGGCUUGCUGAGACACGAGAUCGGUACUCACUAUUUCCGCAGCAUCAAUAACAGCCAGCAGCCGUGGAGCAGCGGAGACGGGCGGAAGAAGCUCGGCCUGAAGCCGGUCAACCCCACCGAGGAGGGCCUGGCCAGCAUCCACAGCGUGCUGUUCCGCAGAGACCCUAGGCUGUGGCGCGCCGCCCUGCUCUACUACACCGUCCACCAGGCGGCGCACAUGUCCUUCGCUCAGCUCUUCCACGAUCUCGCACGCUUCCUUCACCAUCCCGACACACGCUGGGAUUACUGCGUAAGGGCUAAACGCGGUCAGACCGACACCUCACAGCCUGGCUGCUUCAAUAAGGACCAGGUUUAUCUGGACGGUAUCUUGAAGAUCCUCAGGCACAGAGAGAAGAUCGACUUCCAGCUCCUCACUGCACUUGGGAAGGUGUCCUACGAGGAUGUGGAGCGCCUCAAGAGCCUGGCUGUGAUGGAGAACGUGCGUAUCCCGCACUUCCUGCAGGACCUGGAACGUUACGCCGAGCAGCUCCAGAAAAUCAUGGCGGUCAAUCAGCUGACUGACGAAGAGCUCCAAGUGCUCGUCUGAGCACGCUAGGAGACACCCGUGACCUCUGAUUCCCACAAAUCUGUGUGUUAGUGUGACCAACCCUGCAUCUCUGAACCACCCAAGUGCCCUUUUUAAUCCAUUCAAAGACACCGCGUAUUGUUUCUAAAGGUAGAUUCCAUCAUCACCGUUAAGGGAAACGGGCGUUCCAGCAUGAACACUGACACACCUCACAGUGCCACCUACCUGCCGUGAUCACAACUUAGGAGGAGAAAUAUAUACCUGUCAAUUUGCCACUCUGUUCAUGCCAGUUUGUGGGCGUGUCCCAAACGCUAGGAUUCGUUUUUUGCAUUUCUACUACACGGUCAGCCAUUUUAGAUAAGAUAAGAUACACACUUUGGGAAUUCCCUCAUUACAGCAGCUCAAUCACACACAAAGAGAAUAAAAAUUAUAAUAAGUACAUCCCAAAACGUGUUCCAGUCAGACCUUGUUUCCCAAAUUUUUGUUCUAAUCAGACAUCUCGGCAGUCUCGCGCUGUCGGUUUACUGAGUUAUACUCCGGUUAGUUAGCUAUAUUCCAAUGUCUGUGUGAACAAAGUAACAUAACAUAACGCUACAGGUCCUAUGGAGGGCCUCGUACAUUCAUACACUAGCUUUCCCUAAAGUUUCCCUUUUUUCCUUCGCAGCGUCUACUGGGUAAUUAAACCAUACAAGAGUGGACGGAUUCGUGCGUUUGACCCGAGCAGUUAACCCACAAGUCAUGACGCUACCACCACCACGCUUCCCUCUGGCGAUAUACGUCAGUUUAGAGUUGUGCGUUCACUGCAAGUUUGUGCUUGUUGAAGACGGUCGUGACAAGACUGUAGUUAGGUGCCUGGACGAUGUAGACACCAAGAAUAAGCUAGUUAAGGAUAUAGCCAGGCAGCACAACGUAAAGGUAAAUCGUAGCAAUGAAAAUAAGACGAAACGACCUUGGAGGAUCAGAAUUUUCUUUACACGUGUUGGUGAAUUCUGAAGAAAAGGCUCUGUAAUUACACUGUAAUUUGACCUGGCGUCGAUUUCGAACCAUUGGACUUCCGUGGGUUCUACUGUAUUGAGAAGCAUCAAUGUGAAUCCUGAACAUCAAAAUAUUCAAACUUGUGAAAGUUGUUCACGUGACAGUAAACAUGGCGAACAUACAGUAAACGUAGCAUUUGUACACUAUUCGAUUUGCUAAUUACGAUGCAAUGGAAUGAGAUCUCUUCUUCCCGACACUAGCAUUUGGGAUACACCCCGCAUUUGAUCUUUCCUAUGAUACGUUUGUUGUUGUUGUUGUUGUUGUUGUAGUAGAUGGGCAUUUCUGCGACUUCUUUAAAUAUUAGGUAUGAUGAUUUGUAAAUUUAAUCCGGAAGUUUUCAUCAUCAUGCUUAUCGUCUUGUAGGAACACCGGGCGUUUCAAAUAAGGUUCCUCAACGUGUGAGGAAGGUGUGGUGUUCUGAUGUUCAUGGACGUCUCAAACCCUAAUAAAUUUACUCUAUUCA
Molecule: messenger RNA, 3927 nt
Organism: Ictalurus furcatus (blue catfish)
Lineage: Eukaryota; Metazoa; Chordata; Actinopteri; Siluriformes; Ictaluridae
Gene: matcap2
Product: microtubule associated tyrosine carboxypeptidase 2
Exons: 11
Coding region: 915-2450 (511 amino acids)
Source: RefSeq, a predicted model, not a curated record